Messenger RNA from Rotaria sordida, 255 nucleotides. NCBI's taxonomy places the organism in Eukaryota, Metazoa, Rotifera, Eurotatoria, Philodinida, Philodinidae. The record is from the annotation of a GenBank genome assembly.
AUGAGUCUUUCAUCAUUAGCAAACGAUCCUGAAUUACAAAAAUUUGUUGCUGCAAAAGAACUUGAAAAUCAAUUAACAACUCAAGUUCAUCAUUUAACAAAUAUUUGUUUUGAUAAAUGUGUUGAAUCAAGUGGUAGUCUAAGUGAUUUAUCAGCAAAACAAACGACAUGUUUACAAAAUUGUGUUGAACGUUUUCUUGAUUGUACAAUGUUAAUUACCAAUCGAACGGUUCAACGUAUUCAACAAGGACGUUAG